AUGUCUCUGCCAGAAAGACCCAAGCGGACAUUCUCCUCCCGAACUGUGCCCAGAGACGUGGCUUAUCGGCCACAUGAGGGCAAGUUUGGCAUCAUCACGGGCGGUUCCAGAGGCAUUGGAGCGGCUAUAGCCCGAAACCUCGCGUCCAAGGGAUGCUCGUUGCUUCUAGUCUACACAUCCGACUCUUCGACCGAACCGACCAAUGCCUUCUGCUCGGAACUGGCGAGUGAAUAUGGCAUUCUCUGUGUACCGGUGCAAGCCGACCUAUCCGACCCUACACGGAGUGCGCCUCUCAUCCUAGCCACGGCAAAGAAUCACUUCUCGCAUCCAAGGACAGGGGCGUUUCAAAUAGACAUCAUCAUCAACAAUGCAGGGAUCGCAGGCAACAAAUUGCUUAAUGAUCCGGAGCUGGGACCGAUCGAGGAGACACAAUUCCACAAACAAUACAACGUCAAUGUGUUGGCGCCGUUGUUGCUCGUCCAAGCCUGUCAACCCUACCUACCAACUGACCGGUCGGGCCGGAUCGUCAACGUGUCAAGUGUGUCGGCAUCCAUCGGUUGCGAAUCUCAAUCGAUAUAUGCAGGGACCAAGGCGGCUGUCGAAGCCAUGACACGAGUCUGGGCACGAGAACUCGCCGAGAACUGUACCGUCAACGCCGUGAACCCCGGACCGGUCUGGGGAGACAUGUACAGCCAGGCAGGGGAGAAGUUUUGGAAAGUCAACCAGAAGUACGUCGACAGUGCUCCGCUGAUGAAUUACGCCGGGGACGACGAGGUCAGGGCUCGUUCAGGGAUCGACCCGAAGGAGUACGACAAUAUCGUUAUCAACGGAAUGGGCGGAAAGAGACCAGCCUUCACAGACGAGAUUGCAGGUGUCGUUGGCAUGCUUUGCUCAGAGGAAAGCGGAUGGACGACAGGAAGUGUGAUCUGUGCCAACGGCGGUAUGAAGAUGUCGAUAGCAUAG
This is a messenger RNA of Exophiala dermatitidis NIH/UT8656, 963 nucleotides long. RefSeq names its product 3-oxoacyl-[acyl-carrier protein] reductase. Gene Ontology annotation, molecular function: oxidoreductase activity, acting on the CH-OH group of donors, NAD or NADP as acceptor. The record is from RefSeq and is a predicted model, not a curated record. Lineage: Eukaryota; Fungi; Ascomycota; Eurotiomycetes; Chaetothyriales; Herpotrichiellaceae. Bases 1 to 963 code for a protein of 320 amino acids. The transcript is spliced from 2 exons.